AAAUAACAAAACCAUUCCCCUUGCUAUCACCACCAAAACAUAUUCAAUCGACAAGCAGAAAUAAGAAAUUAUACUGAAACUCCAGUGCAAAAUUUGAAAUGUCUGAAUUUGAAGUAUUCUUACUCUUUUCCUCUGUUUUUUUGUGCUUUUAUUGCCUCAGAUUCUUCCACAAACUAUGGAUUUCCCCGAUUCGACUGCAAGCUAAAAUGAUGUCGCAGGGAAUGAGAGGUCCAUCAUACAAAUUUCCAUAUGGAAACACCAAACAAAUCUCUCAAAUGAGAAGCCAAUUCUCCCACAAACCAAUGGAUAUUUCACAUCAUGAACAUCCUCUGUUUCCUAGGCUUCAUCCUCAUGUCUAUGCUUGGACCAAGGUUUAUGGGAGAAACUUCAUUUGCUGGGAUGGUUCAAAGUGCCAACUGUUUGUGACUGAACCAGAGCUGAGCAAGGAGAUACUGAUGAACAGAGAAGGCGCUUUUCCCAAAAUGGAUAUGGCAGGCUGUCUGAAGAAGCUCGUUGGGGAAGCACUCACCACAAAUGAGGGUGUAAAAUGGGCCAAAGUCAGAAAACUGGCUGAUCGGAGUUUCCACGCUGAGAGUCUCAAGGGUAUGGUUCCAGAAAUGAGCUCCAGCGUGGCGAUGAUGUUAGAAAAAUGGGGAAACUAUGAAGGAAGAGAGAUUGAUGUCUUCCAAGAGUUCAGGGUUCUGACUAAUGAAGUGAUUUCUCGGACAGCCUUUGGUAGUAGUUACAUGGAUGGAAAGCUUAUCUUUGAGAUGAAAGAGAAAUUGACAGCACUUGCUGCCAAAAAUCUCUUUAAACUCAGAUUUCCAGGCAUUAGUUUGCUGGUAAGAAGUGAUGAUGAGGUUGAGGCAGGGAGGAUUGAUCUAAGACUCAAUGAUUUGAUUAUGGAGAAAGUGAGGGAGAGGGAGAGAGAUGGAGAGUUGGGCUGUGAUUAUCUGGGACAACUCAUCAGAAUCAGCCAUGAAUCCGAUGUGGAGAAGAUGAUCACAAUGCAGCAGUUGGUUGACGAGGUUAAGGCAAUCUACGGUGCAGGGAAUCGCACCACCACGAGUUUGCUCGGAUGGUGUGUCCUGCUCCUAGCUACACACACACAGUGGCAGGACAAGGCAAGGGAGGAGGUGAAGGAAACAUUUGGUGGAAACACACCGGAUGCCGGUGGCAUUUCAAGGCUCAAAAUAAUGAACAUGAUAAUCAAUGAGUGUCUGAGGCUAUACCCUCCAGCUCUUUCACUGACUCGGAAAGUUGCUAAGGAAACCAAAUUAGGCCAGCUAUGCCUAUUUCCCAACACCAACAUUUUCAUAUCUGUGCUGGCUCUACACCACAAUCCUCAAAUCUGGGGAGACGACGUGCUUCUCUUUAAACCGGAGAGAUUUGCACAAGGUGUUAUUAAAGCAACAAACAAUAACACUGCUGCAUUUCUACCGUUUGGGAUGGGGGCUAGAACUUGUGUAGGUAUCGAGUUUACCACCACCGAAGCCAAGAUUGCCCUCUCGAUGAUUCUGCACAACUACAAGUUCGUCCUCUCGCCUAACUACGUCCACUGCCCCAUCGAGGACAUCAUUCUUGUCCCAAGAAAUGGAAUUCAAGUCAUCCUCGAAAAAAUCUGAGACCAAAAUGUUCAUCUAGUUCAUGAUUGUGUACUAUAGUGUUGUUAUAUGUACUCUAAAACACAGCUGUUGUGAUCUUGAUCUUUGCAUUGUUUGUUUCCUGGUUAUGAAAACAACCAUAUCUUUCAGUUUA
Salvia hispanica is the source of this 1758-nucleotide messenger RNA. Its product is annotated as cytochrome P450 CYP749A22-like. The record is from RefSeq and is a predicted model, not a curated record. NCBI's taxonomy places the organism in Eukaryota, Viridiplantae, Streptophyta, Magnoliopsida, Lamiales, Lamiaceae. Gene Ontology annotation, molecular function: heme binding; monooxygenase activity; oxidoreductase activity, acting on paired donors, with incorporation or reduction of molecular oxygen.